Messenger RNA from Acipenser ruthenus (sterlet), 1392 nucleotides. RefSeq names its product large ribosomal subunit protein bL12m-like. Gene Ontology annotation, cellular component: ribosome; mitochondrial large ribosomal subunit. Gene Ontology annotation, molecular function: structural constituent of ribosome. Gene Ontology annotation, biological process: mitochondrial transcription; translation. Bases 191 to 766 code for a protein of 191 amino acids. The record is from RefSeq and is a predicted model, not a curated record. Lineage: Eukaryota; Metazoa; Chordata; Actinopteri; Acipenseriformes; Acipenseridae. The transcript is spliced from 5 exons.
CUCACAAAAGUGGCAGAGAUAGACCCGCAGUGUGUUAUGGGUAGGUCAGGGAGAGUGGAGGACGCCAUGUGCAUGUGAGACACAGACUAACGCAGACGAGAGAUUAGAAAGGUGGAGAAACACAGGGCCGGUUGUACCUGGGGGGGGUCAAGAUAUAAUUCCAGUCAAAUAAACAGAGAACACAGCCGAUAUGUUUUCAGCCAGACACUGUGUGAGAAGGUCGCUGCGGAUAGCGGCACAGUUGCACAGCAGACAUGAGCUUCCUACUUUCUGUGCUCUGCGGAGACUGAAGACCAGCUCCAGCAGCAGUAAUGAAGCCCUGGCGUCUCCCUCCCUCGACAAUGCGCCGAAAGAGUAUUCCCCGAAAAUCCACCAGCUAGUCAACGACAUUGCAGGUCUCACACUGCUCGAGGUCUCCGACCUGAAUGAGCUGCUCAAGAAAACGCUUAACAUUAAGGAUAUGGGGAUGAUGCCAAUGGGUGCAAUGCCCGUAGCACUGCCUUCAUCACAGGCAGUGGAAGAGGAGGCAGUGCCGGUGAAGAAGGAGAAGACCCACUUCACUGUGAAGCUGACUGAGUUGAAGGCGGCUGAGAAAGUGAAGCUCAUCAAGGAGGUGAAGAACUGCAUCCCCGGCCUCAACCUGGUCCAGGCUAAAAAGCUGGUGGAGUCUCUGCCUCAGGAGAUCAAGGCUAACGUUUCCAAAGACGAGGCAGGGAAGUUGAAGGCUGUGCUGGAGGCAGCCGGAGGCACUGUCGUCCUGGAGUAGAACUUUUUAAAAUUGCCUUGAAAGCCACUCGUCGCUGGUCCCUGGGUUUGUGCGUGUUAAGAGAACUCAAUGUGUCCAGCCUCCUUCUCCACGAAGCCCAGGAGCCCUGCACCACAAGACUAUUCCAAUACUGUAUUUUACAAGACGCCCGUUCUGACCAGGUGUCCACAAGUCUGUUUGUCCAUCUGCCCUUGCAAAUUGGAGCCACACCGAUUUGAGGAAGGCGGACCAGACUGUAUUGUCCACUAAAAAUAAUAAUAAACAUGGAAAAUAACCGUCAUCUCUGCUUAUUUAAUGGGCAUGUCAUUUCUUUUUUAUUUUUAAGUGCAUGCUUCCUGUAAGUUUAUAUUUCCUAAAUGUAUCUAUAACUUCAGGCAUUUAUACAGUCUGAAAAAACUAAACCUCUGUCCAAACUAGUGUUUUGAUAUAAUGACAUUAAAGAAAGACCUGUUGUCAAUACUUUUGUCUUUUGGACUGAGUUUAGUUUUAUUCAGAUUGAACAUGUGUAGUUUAUUGAGUUUUGUCCUAAACGUGGAGUUGUCUACUACCAGCAUAAAGGACAUAUUGAUGUUGUUUGCUACGGUACUUAUGUUUUAAAAUAAAACCGUGUUGGGUGGCUGUUUAUA